Messenger RNA from Histoplasma mississippiense, 2154 nucleotides. Its product is annotated as heat shock protein Hsp88. Gene Ontology annotation, biological process: protein folding. Gene Ontology annotation, cellular component: nucleus; cytosol. NCBI's taxonomy places the organism in Eukaryota, Fungi, Ascomycota, Eurotiomycetes, Onygenales, Ajellomycetaceae. Bases 1 to 2154 code for a protein of 717 amino acids. Gene Ontology annotation, molecular function: ATP-dependent protein folding chaperone; ATP binding. The transcript is spliced from 5 exons. The record is from RefSeq and is a predicted model, not a curated record.
AUGAGUGUCGUUGGCAUAGAUUUCGGUUCUCAAUCGACGAAGAUCGGCGUUGCUAGGAAUAAGGGGAUCGAUAUUAUCACGAAUGAAGUCUCUAAUCGGUCUACACCAUCCCUAGUUGGGUUCGGCCCCAAGAGUAGAUACAUCGGUGAGGCCGCUAAGACACAAGAGAUCUCCAAUCUGAAGAACACCGUCGGCACCCUGAGACGUCUGGCUGGCCGUUCUUUCAAGGACCCCGAUGUCCAGAUCGAGCAGGACUAUAAUACUGCCACCUUAAUCGAUAUCAAUGGUGAAGCUGGCGCUGAGGUGUCUUAUCUGGGCAAGAAAGAACAGUUUACUGCUACCCAGCUAGUGGCUAUGUUUCUGACCAAAAUUAAAACAACCGUCGCUUCUGAACUGAAACUCCCCGUUGCAGACGUUGUGUUAAGCGUACCUCCGUGGUUCACGGAUGCCCAGCGCCGGAGUCUGCUAGAUGCUAGCGAGAUUGCCGGUUUGACAUGUCUGCGCCUCAUCAAUGACUCCACUGCUAUUGCUCUCGGUUGGGGUAUCACGAAAUUCGACCUACCUUCUGCCGAAGAGAAGCCCAGGAGGGUUGUCUUUGUUGAUAUUGGACAUAGCGACUACACUUGCUCCGUUGUUGAGUUCCGCAAGGGAGAACUAAACGUCAAGGCCACGACAUAUGACCGCCAUUUUGGAGGCCGUAACUUCGAUAAAGCUUUGGUCGACCAUUUCGCCAAGGAAUUUAAAGAAAAGUUCAAGAUUGAUAUCAGGACUAACCUGAAGGCGUGGACCCGGACUCUAGCUGCUGCGGAGAAGCUAAAGAAGAUCCUCUCCGCAAAUGCCUCCGCACCCAUGAGCAUUGAGUCCUUGAUGGACGACGUCGAUGUCCGUAGCUUCGUCAAGCGCGAAGAACUCGAAACAAUGAUCCAGCCCCUUUUGGACCGUGUCACCGUACCUCUCGAGCAGGCCCUUGCCGAGGCGAAGCUAAAACCAGAAGAUAUCGAUUCCAUCGAAAUGGUAGGCGGCUGCACCCGUAUCCCCAUCAUCAAAGAGAAGAUCAGCGAGUUCUUUGGCAAACCGCUCUCCUUCACGCUCAACCAGGACGAAGCUGUUGCCCGCGGCUGUGCCUUCAGCUGUGCUACUCUCUCUCCCGUAUUCCGCGUUCGCGACUUCUCCGUCCACGACAUCGUGAACUAUCCCAUCGAGUUCACGUGGGAGCAGGCCCCCGAAAUCCCUGAUGAGGCCACCUCUUUGACCGUUUUCAACAAAGGCAACGUUAUGCCAUCGACCAAGAUUCUUACUUUCUAUCGUAAGCAACCGUUCGAUAUUGAGGCGCGAUAUGCAAAGCCAGAGGGAUUGCCUGGCAAAGCAAACCCGUGGAUCGGCCAUUUCUCCGUCAAAGGUGUGACACCAAACCCCGACGGCGAUUUUGCUACCUGCAAAUUGCGAGCUAGGCUCAACCUGCAUGGCAUCCUCAAUAUCGAAUCUGGAUAUUACGUGGAAGACGUGGAAGUCGAAGAGCCAAUUCCAGAGAAAGAAGGCGAAGCCAUGGAUACGGAUGCGCCCAACGGCGAGGCCGCAGAGGCUAAGCCCAAGAUGCGCAAAGUCAAAAAACAGGUGCGCAAGGGUGACCUUCCCAUCUCGUCCGGCACUGCAGGCCUCGACGCGGCCGCCAAGGGACGUCUAAGCGAGAAAGAGAAUGCCAUGUUCAUGGAAGACAAGCUUGUUGCGGAUACGGAGGAUAAGAAAAACGAGCUUGAGUCGUAUAUAUAUGAGCUUCGGGAUAAGAUUGAUGGUGUCUAUUCUGAAUUCGCCAACGAGGACGAGAAGGCGAAACUUAAGGCAAAACUUGAUGAGACAGAGGACUGGUUCUACGAGGACGGCGAAGACACCACCAAAGCCGUUUACAUCGCCAAAAUGGAUGAGAUCCGCUUUGUCGCGGGCCCCAUUAUUCAGCGCCACGCGGACAAAGUCGAAGCUGAGCGCAUGGCUGCCCAGAAGGCGCAAGAAGAGGCGGCUGCGAAGAAACGCGCGGAACAGGAGGCGGCCAAGAAGAACGCAGCGCCUGCAGGCGCUGAUGCGGAGAUGAAGGAUGCGGAUUCCGCGUCUCCUAGGGCCGGGGAUGAGCCAAUGCCAGAAGUUGAGGAGGCUUCGUGA